Messenger RNA from Theileria parva strain Muguga, 1253 nucleotides. RefSeq names its product Ribosomal protein S18 family protein. Gene Ontology annotation, cellular component: ribosome; mitochondrial small ribosomal subunit. The record is from RefSeq and is a predicted model, not a curated record. Gene Ontology annotation, molecular function: structural constituent of ribosome; small ribosomal subunit rRNA binding. The coding region runs from base 117 to 1253 and encodes 378 amino acids. The transcript has 6 exons. Gene Ontology annotation, biological process: translation. Lineage: Eukaryota; Apicomplexa; Aconoidasida; Piroplasmida; Theileriidae.
UUUUAAUUAAAUUACGCACCAUUUUGGUCAUAUUUCUGGGCAUAUUAUUAGAUUCCUACACCGUAAUUAAAGGCUUUUGUACUCAAAAGUACAAAUCUCAUCUGCUCCUUUUGACAAUGCUUUUGAUCAAAAAUCUCUCCCUUUUCCCCUCAUGCCAGCUGAGAUUUUACAAUAAAUUAAUUUAUUUUAAAAAAAACUAUGCAAAAUAUUCCGUAAAUUUUAGUUUUGGUACUUCCCGUAGCACCUCCCCUAACCCUGACAACACAUCACACACUAGGGCUAAGAAUGAAGAUAAAACAACUAAUACUAGGACCACUAAGCGCAAAUCAAAAAACAAUAAUUUAAGUAGUAUUAAAGUAGGUGGAAAUGAUCUAAAAGGUGUUGGAGUGGAGUAUAACAAACUCUAUUACGAGUGUAUGAACGAAAUAUACGAUAGAAGGUUUGAAAUUCACAAUAUUAAAGAGUCCAAGACUAUCCAAGAUUUAACAAAACAGGAAUAUGACAUACUUAACAAAGUUUUUAAUAGGGUAAAUAACGCCUCAAUGUUUUCUAAAUCUACUUCUAACACACCAAAUCCUUCAGUGAAGAGCAAACAGUAUGGUAACACAGGAAUAAGUCCUUAUUGGGACCCAUUUAAGAAUAUCAAGAAUUUAAAAUUACAAAUCAUUUCAGAAUAUAACCAAUUAAAAAGAUUAGUUGAUAAUGUAAAACUGUAUAAAUUUAAACAAGCAGUUAAUUCUCUCUCAUCCUCUGGGAUAAACUUUGGACAUACUGAUGCGUCAGAUAAUAAAGUUAACGAAGAUAGUGAGAGUAUGUAUAUAAAGAACGAGAACUUUUGGGAUCCCGAUCGUAAUAAACGGUUAAUUUUAAAUAACAAUAAUAAACCCUUUUCAUUUCACGAUUUACAUGUAUUACACAAUUUUAUAAGUCAAGAUGGCCAGAUAUUACCGAGAAGGAUAAAUAUGACAACACGCAAACAACAAAUACAGAUUUUUAAGGCUAUUAAAAUCGCAAGAAACUUGGCACUCUUCCCAUAUAACAAUAAACCCUCAUAUCAUAAUCAAAUUCCACUCAUCAAUCCCAUAGAAUAUAUGUACAAUGAGCUGUUUUACAAAUAUAAGAAUGAAAAUGACUUGAGAUGUAAAACGAUGAUACAAAUUUUACAGAACAAAUACCCAAAUAUUAACUAUCACAAGUAUUUGAAAUAUGAGUUUACUAGGAAUACCCAAUUUCCCUACAAAAAUGAGAGCUAA